This is a messenger RNA of Folsomia candida, 761 nucleotides long. RefSeq lists its product as uncharacterized. Bases 181 to 750 code for a protein of 189 amino acids. The transcript has 3 exons. Lineage: Eukaryota; Metazoa; Arthropoda; Collembola; Entomobryomorpha; Isotomidae. The record is from RefSeq and is a predicted model, not a curated record.
GUUUUUGUGGUUGGCUUUCCUGCUCUCUUGACAAAAUAUUUUUCCCAGGGUUAUAAUUUGCAUGUGUAUUUACUGACUGAAUUACAAGUUUAAAGCGUUUAAUUUUCACUAAUUAUCAGUAAUUUAAUUAACUUGUAACUUAACUAAUAACUAAUAAUUAAUUUGUUCUUAACUAAAAAUAUGUUGACCUUCAAAGGGAAAAGUAAAUCAUAUUUAGGACAAGAUUCAGAUUCUGUCCAGAUUAAUGUGGAUGAAACGGUGUGUCAAAUUUGGGAGGAUUUCGAUUCCUGGAUUUCUAAGCAGUUUAAUCAGGAAGGAAAUAAUCAUGGAAAAGAAAAUGAUACAGAAGAAAUUCUUAACGUUGUGGUUUCAACUUCAACUACGUGUUUGCGUGUGACUUUGGACGAUAUCGAAUCUGGAAUUGGCGACUCGGCGGAUCAGUGUUCGUCCACGUGUACGUUGUGUAACGAGAGAAAAAUCAGUAAUGCGACCACCACUGCGCCGCAAAAACAAUCGCGACGCCAAAAUGAAGACCGUUCGAGACGACGCCAAUCAUCGAACGUGGUCACGUUGCCACCGUGUUUCGAGGGCGUUUUAGUCUUCAUCUUUGCCUGUUCUGUCCUCAUCGUGUGCAUGUUGUGGUUAAGUCGUUUUGUGAAGUAUGAAAAAAGUGGGGAAGUUUCUGUACCUGAUACGCUGCCGAAUUGGUGGGUCCCACUUCCGGAAGGGGGACGAGGACGAGUCACGUGACACCAAAAAAA